AUGGGCGCGAACUUCGAGGAGAAGGACGCGAAAGUCACUACCGCCGUCAGCGCUGAUGGCACCGUUGCCGAAGCAGAUGGCCUCCCUCUGGAGGCCGAGCCAGGCCAGAUCGUCGCUGACUGGGGCGCCGACUCUGGCCUCUCCCGUCGUCUGUCCUCGCGUCAUCUGCUCAUGAUGUCCAUGGGCGCCUCGAUCGGUCAAGGUCUGUGGCUGGGCUCCGGCUCGACCAUCAACCGCGGUGGUCCCGUCGGUUUGCUUCUCGGCUACAUGAUCUCCGGCUCCGUCGGCUGGGCUGUCAACCAAUGCAUCGGCGAGAUGGCGGUGCUGUAUCCUGUCCCCUCGGCCUUCCCCCAAUGGACACGCAAGUUUGUCGACGCCGCCCCAGCCUUUGUGCUCGGUUGGGCGUACUGGUUCGCGAUGGCCAUCACCAUCGGCAACGAGCUGCAGGGUUUGACCACCGUCGUCAAAUUCUGGACCGACGCCGUGCCGACGGCCGCCUGGUUGACCAUCUUCCUGAUCUGCAUCCUGCUCGUCUGCACGUCCGCCGUCGCCAUCUUCGCCGAGGCCGAGACCGUCAUGACCAUCAUCAAGUUCACCUGGGUCUUUAUCGUCCUGAUCGUCUGUAUCGUCAUCUCAGCCGGUGGUGGCCCCAAGGGUGACCCCAUCGGCUUUCGAUACUGGAACUCGGACCCGUUCAACCACAAUGGCUUUCAUGGCUUUCUGAGCGUGUUCCCGACCUGUAUCUUUGCCCUGGGAGGCAUCGAGUUGACGGGUGUUGUCGCCGCCGAGGCCAAGAACCCUAGCAGGUCCGUGCCCAAGGCGGUCUCGGCCGUCUGGAUCCGGCUUAUGUUCUUCUACGUCUUGGGCAGUAUCGCCGUCGGCAUCACCACCGACCCCAACAACGAGGAUCUGUUCGGUGGCAAUGGCACCAAUGCCUCGCCUUUUGUCAUUGCCUUCCGCGACUCCGGGCUGCCGGCUCUCGCGCACGUCAUGAACGUCAUCAUCCUCAUCUCCGUCUGGUCCUGUGCCAACGCCUGUGCCUACGGCGCGACUCGCACCCCUAUCGGUCUGGCGCACAUUGGUAUGGCGCCGAAGAUCUUCCUCAAGUGUGACAAGUGGGGCAGGCCGUGGGGUGGUAUCAUCAUCAGUUUCUUGUUGGGAGGUGGCCUUUGCUACAUGAACGUCUCGGAAACCGCCGCAACGGUCUUUGGCUGGCUCUCCGACCUAGCGUCUCUGGUGACCCUGUACUGCUGGGGCUUGAUCUUCCUCUGCCACAUCCGUUUCCGCGCCGCCUGGAAAGCUCAGGGUCACUCACUUUCUGAGCUGCCCUGGACGACCCGGACAUUCCCGUACCUCUCCUACUACGGCCUGGUCGUGUGUGUAGUCCUGAUUGUCGUCGAGUUCUACCUGGCCGUCUGGCCGCUGCACGGCCCGACGACCGCGGCCAACUUCUUCGCCAAUUACAUGUCUAUCAUUGCGAUGGUGGUCAUGUAUGUCGGUGCCAAGAUCUAUUAUCGCGGCCCACUGUGGAUCAAGGCUGAGAAUGUCGAUCUGGUCACUGGAAGGAGGUAUUAUGUCGAUGCCGAUCCCGACACCGACAACUUGAAGAAGAAGCCCAAGGUGUCUCCGUGGAUGUUCUGGAAGGCUUUUAUUGGCGAGACCAAGUUCUAG
Messenger RNA from Fonsecaea erecta, 1671 nucleotides. RefSeq lists its product as hypothetical. Gene Ontology annotation, cellular component: membrane. Gene Ontology annotation, biological process: amino acid transmembrane transport. The transcript is spliced from 2 exons. NCBI's taxonomy places the organism in Eukaryota, Fungi, Ascomycota, Eurotiomycetes, Chaetothyriales, Herpotrichiellaceae. The record is from RefSeq and is a predicted model, not a curated record. Gene Ontology annotation, molecular function: amino acid transmembrane transporter activity. Bases 1 to 1671 code for a protein of 556 amino acids.